AUGGAAUUAUUAUUAGCCGCUGGCUAUUUUCGCGUACGGAUCAAAGGAUUGUCUGAGUUCGAUAAAGUGGUCGGCGGACUUGCCUGGAGCAUUCAAGCUUGUAACUUUACUGUUGAUAUCGAUGUUCUUUAUCAAGAAAAUGCUACACUUGGUCAAAAAAUAGCAUUAACAGAACGUAUUGUUCUUGUUUUAUCUCGUAUGAAAUGUCCAAAUCCAAUAGAACCACAUCAAAUUCAAGGUGGAGAUUUUAUACAUAUAUUUCCUGUUGUACAAUGGCUUGUUAAACGAGUAUUUGAACGACGUGCUGAUAUUGGUGAUUUUAAUCGAGCCUAUACAAUAAAUCAAUAUGAUAAACAAUUUGGUGAAACAAUAGAUGAAAUACAGCAUCAACAAACAGUAUCACUUAAACAAAAUGUUGAAGCUAUUCGAAUUCUUCAUCGACCUAAGCGUCGUUAUCGAUGUUUGGAUAGCAAAAAAGCACGUUUAAAUAAUCCCGAUGAAUGCCGUAAACGAAUACAUUCGACACUUGUUGAAUUUGGUCAAGCACAUCAAGUGCUUACAUCAUUUGAUGAUCAUGAGAAACCUCAACAAGAUAUUAAUGCACUUAUUAAAAAUAUGGUUAAUGAAAAAGUAUCUAAAAUUGCAACACAAACUGUACAUACAUUGGUCAAUCAACAACAAGAUACAUUACGUGAAAUUAUCGAAGAUUUCGAAGAAAAAGAAAAAGCUCGUAUUGAAGAAGCUCUUUUAUCUGAAAAUGGUCAACAACAAUUAGCAAUGCGUACAUUUAAACUACAAUUAAAUAAACAAACGGAAAAAAUAAAUACAUUACAGAAUCUUAUUGAACAAGCAAAAAUACAAAAAGAAGAAAAAAGAAAUCUAGCAUUAGAAAUUAAACAAGAAUAUGAGCAAUUAACUACAGAACUUGAACAAAUUGAAGCACAAACAAAAGAUAUUGAUCCUGAAUCACUUAAACGUGUCGAAGCACUUGUAGCUGAAUAUGAAACAAUAAAAAAACAAGAACAAGAACGACGUGCAACUUAUAAAAAUAAGAAAAAUGAACUUGAACAAGAAAUUGCUCAAUUACAAACUCGUUUACAAACAUCAUCUGGUCUAGAUACGGAAGAAAAUGAAAAAAUUAAACAAAUUGAAGAACACUAUCAAUUAGUUGCUGAUCGAUUACAUAAUCAAAGACUUGCUUUAAAAGUACGUGAAAUCUCUGCAAUAAGUCGACAUAUAGAUGAUAUUCCAACUCCAAUUGAAUUAGCUCAAUAUCGUCAAGCAUUUUUUCAAUUAUAUAAUCAAAGUGCUGUUUUAUAUCGACAAACAAAACAAAAUUAUACAUUAUAUAAUACAUUCACUGAUAUGAUUAAUUAUAUGCAAAAAGAAAUAACAUUAAUUGAAUCAAUUUAUCAAGGUUAUCCACAAGCUAUUCAAUCACAAAAUGGUAAAGAUAACUUUCUUAAACAAUUAGAAACUAUUGUUGAAAGUGUUAAACAAAGUCGAAUUAAAAUUGAACUACGCCAACAAGAAGAAAAAUCAAAACGUGAUGCAUUAAAUAUUCAAUUAGCACAAUUAGUUGAUAAAGCUAGACAAUAUACGAAAGUUCUUAAAGAUUUUCAAGAGGCGAUCCGAGAAAAUGAAUAUCUCACUUCAAGAUCUGAAUAA
This is a messenger RNA of Rotaria sp. Silwood2, 1668 nucleotides long. NCBI's taxonomy places the organism in Eukaryota, Metazoa, Rotifera, Eurotatoria, Philodinida, Philodinidae. The record is from the annotation of a GenBank genome assembly.